CCUCUAGAGUUAGUGUCUGGAGAAGUCAUUCUGUCAAGAGCAUUGAUUUGUGGUGUGGUGACUGAAUACUAGAUCUGUAAGGUAAACUGCAACAAUGACUAAGAAAGGAUUCAAAUGGAGUGAUCAAUACUUCAAUGAUUUUGUCGAAACGACUACAAUCAAUGGUGUUUUCCAUAUUUUCAGGGGGCGAACUAAAACUAGACGCCUCUUGUGGGGGUUGCUAUUCUUUAUUUCAUUCGUCUCGUGCACUAUCGUAUUAGGCUUUAGUUUUAAGCGAUACUCUGAGAAACCCACUGUAUCUGCAAUCAACGUUAUCUUGGGAGAAAAUGGAAUACCUUUUCCAUCUGUUACAGUGUGCAAUCAGAAUUUUUAUAAAGAUCUCAAUGUUAGUAAUGAGACAAAUGCUCUCAUUCACCAUCUCUUCCAUUCGGGUGGUUUUCUACACGACAUAAAUCGCACGCAGCAAUGUAAGAUAGAUGAGGACAGGCAUGACUUUGAAUUGCAAGAUUUGCUGAUACCGAAAGAGAACAACUUCAUUCAUUAUUGUGCCUUCAGUCAUCAAGCUGAAAGUGAAAUCAUGUUAUGCAAGGAUAAGUUUUUUCCUACAUUGACACCAGCAGGCAUCUGCUACACGUUCAAUGGCGUUAGAAGUAAAACAAGAGCUCCAAAAAUGACAACAACUGGCAAAAGGUAUGGCCUGAGGCUGAUACUGAAUAUUGAACAAGAGACACAUCCAGUAUUUGAUGGAGUUGCUGGAGUUCAAGUGAUUGUUCACGAAUCAAACGAUAUUCCUCGUCCAAAUUUGCAUGGUGUUGGUGUAUCACCUGGUCAGAAUGUUGAUAUUGGAGUGAAAAGGGCAAUUAUGUUUGACGAAACGGAUCAAGAUGAAUGCAUAAAAGAUAAUGGAAAAGAUCUCCCUUUUCUACCAGGUGUUGUAUAUUCUCAGUAUGCCUGUCGACAGAAUGAGCUCUACGAAAGCUUGGCAGAUAAAAACUUGUGCAAUUGUAUUAUUGAUCCGUUUGAAUUAGGCAAUGCUACUUGCUCUUCGCAUGACCUCUGCUGUUUACAGCAACAAUUCACUGAGCAUGACCGUAACAGUAGCUGCAGGCCACCAUGCAAGUAUACGUAUUAUGACAUAAUGAAUAGCUACUCCAGUUUUCCUGAAGGACAUGCUCUUACAGAAAUAAAAAACUCAAUCAAUGCCUCUGAAGAUUACAUCAAGAAAAAUUUUUUGUCUGCCAGUGUCUUUUUGCAAGCUCUUGAAACAAGAGAAACGACGACACGAUAUUCAUACGGGGUGGUUGAACUUUUAGGAGAAUUAGGUGGGAAUCUUGGACUGUUUCUUGGCAUCAGUAUUAUAUCAGUCAUGGAGUUAUUGGUUCUGGUCAUUGAUGAGGUUAAAAAGUGUGUCUGUCCCAAGAAAGUCAAACAAAAGUUUGAAAAGUUUGAUGACAAGCUUAAAUGCAUUCCCGAUUGUGUUGAGCAAGAGGAAAAAGAUGAAAAUACAUCAGGCCCAAGUGCUGAGCUUAAUAAAAUUGCAUAAAACUGCAUAACAUCAUUUUUGUGUGCUCUUAGAUUCAUUUCCUUUGCUGAUUUUUAGAUAGCUAGAUUAUAGAU
This is a messenger RNA of Amphimedon queenslandica, 1617 nucleotides long. RefSeq names its product acid-sensing ion channel 4-like. The transcript has 2 exons. Gene Ontology annotation, cellular component: plasma membrane. The coding region runs from base 95 to 1543 and encodes 482 amino acids. NCBI's taxonomy places the organism in Eukaryota, Metazoa, Porifera, Demospongiae, Haplosclerida, Niphatidae. Gene Ontology annotation, biological process: sodium ion transmembrane transport. The record is from RefSeq and is a predicted model, not a curated record. Gene Ontology annotation, molecular function: ligand-gated sodium channel activity.